UUUUCCUUUAAUGCAAUGUUGCUUAUUUUGGUAAUUAUCCACUCUUUUGGAACAGCUCAAAGCUUAGGAAAUGAAUUUGCGUCAUCUUUUUUCGAGAUAGAGAAAGUUUUUCAGUUUCCCAAAAAUGACCCUUCACUUUUUUUAAUACAAGCAAGUUCAGUGAUUUCAUGCAGUUUUAAUUGUCAGAAAUUAGAAUUGCCAUCGUUUUACUAUUUUGAAAAUAAUGCAACAUGUUUCUGCUGUUCCGGUCAUGACAAUAACACUGGUGAGGAGGGGCAGACUGACAAUGAAAUUAUCCAUGGGAAAAGAACAGAAACGGUGUCAACAACGUAUACUCAAGAGGGCAGUUUAAAGCAACCAGAGCCAGUUGACUGCCUUGAGCUUUUAGAACAAGGCUAUACCGAGGACGGUAUUUAUGUGAUUAAACCAACCGGAAGUACUGCUACUGAUGUGUGGUGUGAUAUGACCAAUGGUGGAUGGACGGUUAUACAACGCCGGCAAGACGGAACGGAAGAUUUCUACAGAAAUUGGGAAGAUUAUAAAAAUGGAUUUGGGAACAUGAGUGGCGAAUAUUGGCUCGGACUUGAAAAUAUUCAUCAUUUGACACGAAACGACAGUUCUCUAUACAUAUACAUGGAAACAUUCCCAAAUGACAAUAAGAAUCCGUUUUCUGCUUUUGCUGAAUACUCCACCUUCAAGAUUAAUGACGAGAGUGAUAAAUACAGAUUGACAGUUGCAGGUUAUCGCGGCUCGUGUUAUGAUUCCAUGUCGUAUAAUAAUAAUUGUCAAUUUACGACCAAAGAUAGUGACAAUGACGACUAUACAGGGAGCUGUGCACACCACAAUGUUGGAGCAUGGUGGUGGUACAAGUCAUGUCAUAGCGCGAAUCUAAAUGGGCCUUAUCUGAAAGGGGUUAGUACUCAUGGUAUUAACUGGGUUGACUGCUGGGGGUUAGAAUACUCUCUCAAGAAUGUUGUAAUGAAAAUAAGGAAAAAUAUGUAAUUUCCCCGUAUUGAAUGUGUAAACUUUCUAUGUAUUACAUCAUACCACGGAUACGUUUAUUAACAAAUUUGAUUGAAACAUUAUGUUAUAUUAUCUAUAUCACAAACAAUAUAUAUAAAUAUGAUAGUGUAAUCACAAUUUUGGAAGACAGGCAUCCCUCGUGAGUAAUGAAAUCACAAAUUAUGUCAGAUCUUCUUUUAUAAAAUAAUAUACUGGGUGAUUAGUUUAUCAAAUCAGCAAUUCUUAACUUCAAACAAUUCAACGAACGUAUUUUUCCGGUUGUACUUAUUUUACAAUUUGAUCAAAAAUAUUUUAUACAUUUAUAUUAAAAAAAAUCCAUAUUGUAUGAUACAUAAUACUAUUUUAGUGUAUAUUUAGAUGUAUAGCUUGCUUUCAAUUAUUUUACAGUUUGUAUAACAGGCUGGAUAACCACUUCGAAUAAAGAUUUAAUUCCGCAUAUUAUUUGGCAAUUUAAUGAUGUAUAUACUUUUUUGGGGCGGGGGGCCACAUACGGCUUUUCACAUAAAGAUAUAUAUUGUUUGCUGGCCAACUACCACGUUUUCUUCAUAUCCUCAAUAACAGCUCCAAACGUGUUAGUCGGACAAGUAUAUUUUAUUCCGGUUAAGGGUUAGGGAAAGUUGCAUUGAGAAAUAAUCUAUCGCUGCAUAAGUUAAACGAGUCUUAUGUGCGUUAAAAGUUAAGAGUAGUGAUUGUCAGAAACAUUUUUGGUAAGUGUCAUGUGAUAAUAGCAUUGCUAUAUUUAGUACCAGUUACGAGCAAUACAGUUUUACAUUCAAGUAAAUAACUUCAUAAAGUGUGUGUUCAUGUUUGUUUGUUUGUUUGGUUGGUUUUGUUUGUUUGUUUGUUUGUUUGGUUGGUUGGUUAAUUGGUUGGUUGGUUUUGCGGCAUACCAACACAAUUACGUCAUAUAGCGCCGAAACAUAAAAAAUCGGGUGUUACACUCUUAAAGAAACACCAACGUAACAUAACCCCUUGCAAUAAUAUGUUUUGUAAUCAUAAUUCUUUGUGUAUGUUUGUAGUAAACGAUAAAUUGGUCCCUGCUUUUCAUAGGACACAUAUAUUGUUUAUUGUUUUUUUUGUGUUCUUUUUGUGCGAGCGUGCGUGCAUGCGUGUGUGUGCUUGCUUGUGUGUGUGGUGUAUGUGGUUUUUUUUCUUCUUCUUUUUCUUGUUGUUGUUGUUUUCUAUCAUAAAACGCAUUUUCUAUACUUGUCGUACAUUUAAUCAUGUAUUUAAUAUGUAAUGUGAGUCCUUUUUCAAUACUUUUUAUAAAUGUUCUUUUAUCUCACUUUAUACAGUAAAUGUGUUUGAACAAAUACUUGCAUAACAUGUAUCAAAUGUCUGAAAAUAAAACUUUUUACUGAACAUGAAAUUAAUUGUUUCACUAUUCAAAGCACAUAACGGUCCUUGGAAUAGAAAAUUAUUGUACAUGUACAUCAUAUUUUAGUUAUUUCUUAGUCAAAAGCUGGAAUAUAUAUCAAAACGAUAAAACUGUAAAAGUAUUGUUUUGCAAUAUUGAGUCAGAUAAAAAAAAAUUUCGUUAGCUUACGUAAUUAUUACAAUUAAACAAUUGAUUUUAAUGAUAGCAUAUAGUACUCGAUAAUUUAAAUCAUACAUACGGUCCGAUGGCCUAGUUGUAAGUAUUAUGGCAUAUCAGUCGCGCAGUUUCAAGUUCAAAUCCUUGUAAUAUUUUUUCGAACUAAUUAUUUUUUUAAUCAUAUGCAAAAUUAGAUGAAUAAUUUGUAUACUUUCUGGUGUCUUUAUUUUCAUAACUUUGAUACAUACAUGCAUAACUGUGUAAUUUGUCAUAAUUCCAAUAUGUUAAGUCGCGCGGUAUGUGAUUUGCGUGCCUUAAAACAUAAUACUUGAGUUUUGAAAACUAUGAAAAAGAAAACAGAAAAAAUAAUGUUUAAUUGAGAUGGUCACCUACAAUUUGAAAAUAAAAAUCUUAACUCUUCUUCACAGAG
Molecule: messenger RNA, 2987 nt
Organism: Ruditapes philippinarum (Manila clam)
Lineage: Eukaryota; Metazoa; Mollusca; Bivalvia; Venerida; Veneridae
Product: fibrinogen-like protein 1
Exons: 2
Coding region: 16-1002 (328 amino acids)
Source: RefSeq, a predicted model, not a curated record